CAAGCCUAGUUCUUUCCUCUCCUCUCUUUUUCAGCCCCCGGAGCCGCCUGCGUCACCACAUCGUCAUCGUGCGUGUAGGAGUGUCCUCCAGAUCCAGAGCCGGCGCGCCGCCCCUGCCUCUCCUGGCCUCUCCGCCCUCCGAGCGCGCGCCGACGCCGCCCCUAGCGCCGCCCGUAGCUCUAGCGUCGACGCCCUGCCGACGCCCAGAAAGCGUCCCGGCCUUCACUAGCUGGAAGUCCCGAGUCUCGAGUGGAGGCGGAUCCAAAGCCAAAGCCAAAGCCAACAACCGCCGCUGGGACGCGAGGGAUCGAUUCGGAGAUGGCGUCAACUAGCUCCGCCGGGGACGUGGGAGACUCAGGGUCAAAAGGUGCGGUUGCAGAUAAAACACUUACUGCUUCUGCAAACACUAGUAGCUCACAUCAAGAAUCUCAUGAUGUUGCAACUAUAACCGGGAAGGAAAAAACAUUAACAAGCAGCAAAUGCCAUCUCGGCUUCUGCUUACCUUAAAUUCAUCUGGCACUUCCCAUCCAAAAAAAGCUGCCGGCGCUUCAACAUGAGCAAGAGGGCCUUCAUUGCUUGUUUUGUGGACCUUGAACAUAACUCUUGUUUGUCAUAUUCAAUCCCUACCCCCGCAAGGUGACGACUAUGGUGUGGGGCACCAGCAGAAGCCUGGGCACUCUGCAGCAUGAAGGAGAGGCCAUCAGGUGUUACAAGAAGGCUGGAGACCUUCAUGGCAAGUUUUUUGAAGAAUUGUUUAUGCUCAGAUGUUAGGGUGGUCAUUUCGGCCGCCUGCAGAGCUACUUGGGUAGCAUGAAGCCAUGAACGCUAGCAGCUGGACUGAACCCAUUGACCUGAUUGGCUGCCAUUGUAUUUUUUUCAGUAGAGCUCACUAGAUCAUUUAAAUCUGUACCCACCAUCACAGUUGUACCCGGGGAUCGAGGGCCGUUCAGUUCAUCUGCCCUGUUAUCUGAGUUAUUCUUCUUGAACCGUUUUCUGGAGUACACCAAUAGAUUCUUGGUGGUGUAUUCAGUUGAUCAAAGACAGGUAAAUUCACUUCUUCAUUGGUGCACUUCCUCAACUCUAAACCUCCAAUCCAGUUCAACUUCUCAGCCUGCCUGGAGAUGACGGCAUAUUCACUUCAAAGGACAUCAGGAUGCAAAAUCACGUGUGGAGGACAUUUGGAAGAAAAUGAACAGUGGUUUUCCUAAUAAGAUGCCCAAACCUGCAAUGACAAAGCUCAGUACAACAGAAAAACAAAAGAAAAAUAAACCAACAAAUAAUUGGAUGACUGUUCUAGGCCUUUCACCAAGCAAGGCACAUAGUGUCGAUCAAGGAUCCAAAAAUGGGCUACAACAGACACAACAUGAAAUGAGCGAGGAUGCUAAAAAACUUGCAGCCAAGGCCCUUGCAGCUGCCAAAAAUGCUGCUGCUGUGGCAUCUGGACGAGGGAAAGUGGAGAUCACUGAGGUAAGGGACUUUGCUGGGAAGGACAUCGAAAUCAAGAAACUGGUUGAUGCUAAUUCAAAGGAGGCAAUCGAGAAGGCCAGGGCAGGUGGUGCCGCCCCAUCAGCUGUCGAUAACAUCCUAGAGCAAAUACGGAAGAAGCAGAAGCUGAGCGUCCUGGACAAGACGAAGAAAGACUGGGGAGAGUACAAGGAAGAGAACCGGGGCUUGGGGGAAGAGCUGGACGCCUACAAGAAGAGCUCGAACCAGUACCUUGACAAGCAAUCAUUUCUGCAGCGAACCGAUUACCGCGAGUUUGAGCGCGAGCGGGAUGCCCGGCUGUCAAUGAUGGCCAAGCGGAGGACAGAUACGCGGGAGGACUGAAAUGUUUCCCUGUAACUCCGUUGUAGACAUUCUUUCGAGAUAAUGGUAGACACUAAAUUGUCAAUGCCUUCCAGCCCCGUUAAAUCUUCUUUUUUAGAAUUAUAAUGUGCUGAUUAUAAUUUACAAAGAUGCACCGUGCAUGUGCGUAAAUUGCAUCUGGUGGUUUUGGCAAA
This is a messenger RNA of Zea mays, 2000 nucleotides long. RefSeq names its product craniofacial development protein 1. The coding region runs from base 1189 to 1827 and encodes 212 amino acids. Lineage: Eukaryota; Viridiplantae; Streptophyta; Magnoliopsida; Poales; Poaceae. The transcript has 8 exons. The record is from RefSeq and is a predicted model, not a curated record.